Synchiropus splendidus (mandarinfish) is the source of this 2582-nucleotide messenger RNA. RefSeq names its product heat shock protein 90, alpha (cytosolic), class A member 1, tandem duplicate 1 (gene hsp90aa1.1). Gene Ontology annotation, biological process: cellular response to heat; protein stabilization; protein folding. The transcript has 12 exons. Gene Ontology annotation, cellular component: protein-containing complex; plasma membrane; neuronal cell body. Lineage: Eukaryota; Metazoa; Chordata; Actinopteri; Syngnathiformes; Callionymidae. Bases 252 to 2426 code for a protein of 724 amino acids. Gene Ontology annotation, molecular function: ATP-dependent protein folding chaperone; ATP binding; ATP hydrolysis activity. The record is from RefSeq and is a predicted model, not a curated record.
UUUAAUUUCGUUCGUCUCCUUCCCUCCUCCCUCCGCCGCCAUCUUGGAAGUUGGCGUUCAUCCUUGUCCGACUCCCGGAUGUUGCCUACUGCGCAUGUGCCGCUCUGUGGAAGUGCAGCGCUCAUGCGUAUUUAGACCUUAGCUUGGAGUCAGUGGAACUUUCUCCAAGGAUCUUCUGUCAACCAGGAACAUACCAUUACAUAACAGAUGAAGAGCAAGCACUCUACACUGCCACCGGCAGGUCGAGAGAGAUGCCUGAGAACGCCGCACACGCUAUGGAGGAGGAGCUGGAGACCUUCGCCUUCCAGGCUGAGAUUGCUCAGCUUAUGUCCCUCAUCAUCAACACCUUUUAUUCCAACAAAGAGAUCUUCCUCAGGGAGCUGAUUUCCAACUCCUCAGAUGCCCUGGACAAAAUCAGAUAUGAAAGCCUGACAGAUCCCAGCAGGCUCGAGUCCUGCAAGGAACUGAAGAUCGAAGUCAGACCCGACCUGCACGCACGCACCCUGACCCUUAUUGACACCGGUAUCGGCAUGACCAAGGCAGACUUGAUCAACAACCUGGGUACCAUCGCCAAGUCUGGCACCAAGGCUUUCAUGGAGGCUCUUCAAGCUGGAGCUGACAUCUCCAUGAUCGGCCAGUUCGGUGUGGGUUUCUACUCAGCCUACCUGGUGGCUGAGAAGGUGACGGUCAUCACUAAACACAACGAUGAUGAGCAGUACGUGUGGGAGUCUUCAGCCGGGGGGUCGUUCACUGUCAAACUGGACAACGGAGAGCCGAUAGGCAGAGGGACAAAGGUGAUCCUGCAUCUCAAAGAAGAUCAGACAGAAUACUGUGAGGAGAAGCGCAUCAAGGAGGUCGUGAAGAAACACUCCCAGUUCAUUGGAUACCCAAUCACUCUGUUUGUGGAGAAGACUAGAGAGAAAGAGGUCGAUCUGGAAGAGGGGGAGCAGGUGGAGGAAGUUGAAAAAGAAGCAGCUGAAGACAAGGACAAACCAAAGAUUGAGGAUGUUGGGUCGGACGAAGACGAGGAUACCAAGGAGAACAAGAACAAAAGGAAGAAGAAGGUCAAGGAAAAGUACAUUGAUGCCCAGGAGCUGAACAAGACCAAGCCCAUAUGGACUCGUAAUCCAGAUGACAUCACCAACGAAGAGUAUGGAGAGUUCUACAAGAGCCUCACCAAUGACUGGGAGGACCACCUGGCGGUCAAGCAUUUCUCAGUGGAGGGUCAGCUGGAGUUCCGAGCUCUCCUUUUUGUACCCAGAAGGGCGGCCUUUGACCUCUUUGAGAACAAAAAGAAGAGGAACAAUAUCAAACUGUAUGUGCGAAGGGUCUUCAUUAUGGACAACUGCGAGGAGCUGAUCCCAGAAUACCUCAACUUCAUCAAGGGAGUGGUGGACUCAGAGGACCUUCCCCUGAACAUCUCCAGAGAGAUGCUGCAGCAGAGCAAGAUCCUUAAAGUCAUCCGUAAGAACCUUGUCAAGAAGUGCCUUGAGCUCUUCACUGAACUGGCAGAGGACAAAGACAACUACAAGAAGUACUAUGAGCAGUUCUCCAAGAACAUUAAGCUGGGAAUCCAUGAGGACUCUCAGAACAGGAAGAAACUGUCUGACCUGCUCCGGUACUAUACAUCAGCUUCAGGAGAUGAGAUGGUUUCCCUGAAAGAAUAUGUUUCUCGCAUGAAGGAAAACCAGAAACACAUUUAUUACAUCACCGGUGAGACCAAAGACCAGGUCGCCAACUCCGCCUUCGUGGAGCGCCUCCGCAAGGCCGGCCUGGAGGUCAUCUACAUGAUCGAGCCCAUCGACGAGUACUGCGUCCAGCAGCUGAAGGAGUACGACGGCAAGAACCUGGUUUCCGUUACCAAGGAAGGUCUGGAGCUGCCUGAGGACGAGGAUGAGAAGAAGAAGCAGGAAGAACUUAAAACCAAAUUUGAGAACCUCUGCAAGAUCAUGAAGGACAUCCUUGACAAGAAAAUCGAAAAGGUUACAGUCUCCAACCGUCUGGUCUCCUCCCCUUGCUGUAUCGUCACCAGCACCUACGGAUGGACCGCCAACAUGGAGAGGAUCAUGAAAUCUCAGGCCCUGAGAGAUAGCUCCACUAUGGGCUACAUGACGGCCAAGAAACACCUUGAGAUCAACCCCAUGCACCCGAUCGUGGAGACCCUGAGAGAGAAGGCGGAAGCCGACAAGAACGAUAAGGCUGUGAAGGACCUUGUCAUCCUCCUGUUCGAGACCGCCCUCCUGUCCUCAGGGUUCACCCUGGAAGACCCCCAGACACAUGCCAACCGCAUCUACAGAAUGAUCAAGCUUGGUCUUGGUAUCGAUGACGACGACUCUCCUGUGGAUGAUCUGGUCCAGCCUGCUGAGGAAGAUAUGCCAGUUCUGGAGGGUGAUGACGACUCGUCAAGAAUGGAGGAAGUUGACUAAAACAUUUAGAAGACUGUGUCUUUUUUAUUUUGUAAGUUAUAUGCCUCCUAGAAAACACUGAAUAGGUUAUAAUUUGGACAAAAAAAUGAAAUAAAUGUGUGUUUUUGUAACUUUUUUUAUUAUUAUAAACACAAUUUAUAAUAAAAUGCAAAUAAU